AUGAAGGUACAGUGCGACAGCGAAAAUAUAGACAGCUUAAGGAGACUGGGCAAAAGAACUGACAAAUGCAGACCUGUUCUCGUCACCUUUACGACUGCGAAAAAGAAGAUAGAGCUACUAAAACGAAAGAAAAUGCUGGCGGCUACCGGGUACUAUAUUAACGAAGAUUUUCCACAGCAGGUAUUAAAUAAACGUAAAGAAUUACAAAAACAAGCAGAAGAAGAAAGAAAGAAAGGGAAUUUUGCGAUACUAAAAUAUGAUAAAUUGGUCAUAUUACCUGGUAACAGCAACAGUAAAAUGUACACCCCGAAACCGAACAAUAAAAGAACUUUAUCCAACUCGCCAGAAAUCACACCAACCUCUGACAACAUAGGGAGCACGGGAAGGACAACCACUCAGCAAAUUUCGAAAAAGAACAAAUAUGAUAUAAAACGCUUCCUGCAUGAUAGCACGUCCAACAAAGAUCAAUAG
Messenger RNA from Cydia amplana, 471 nucleotides. RefSeq lists its product as uncharacterized. The record is from RefSeq and is a predicted model, not a curated record. The transcript has a single exon. Bases 1 to 471 code for a protein of 156 amino acids. NCBI's taxonomy places the organism in Eukaryota, Metazoa, Arthropoda, Insecta, Lepidoptera, Tortricidae.